CGCGAUAGUGCCCCAGCAGAGUCGCUACCCGUCACUACAGUGGAGAAACGACUGUCAUCACAGUUGAGUACGACUGUAGGCAGCUUGCGCUUGAAGACGUUUACGUAAUUACGGAUUUUAUAUUUCUGGGCACCAUUCCAGGAGAGCAGCCACCCAGAUCUAGUUUACCCUCGCCUGGCACCCCUUUCCUCUCUGCCCUACUGCCUGUGUUUGGGUGGUUGUGAGAAAAGCCCAACUCCAGCUACGACCUCUUAUAUUGGGGGAGGGGGGGACUACAGACAGUGACUUUAGUGAGCAGGGGUCAGUCUCUCCCGUUCACUAUGGGUGACAUCAGCGAUCUGGACAGGCAGAUUGAUCAACUGAGGAGAUGUGAGCUCAUUAAGGAGAAUGAAGUCAAAGCCCUGUGUGCAAAAGCAAGGGAGAUUCUGGUGGAGGAAAGCAAUGUACAGAGAGUCGAUUCCCCUGUUACAGUGUGUGGCGAUAUCCACGGGCAGUUUUAUGACUUAAAGGAAUUAUUCAGAGUUGGCGGUGAUGUUCCAGAGACAAACUACCUCUUCAUGGGUGAUUUUGUGGACCGUGGAUUUUACAGUGUUGAGACAUUCCUGCUGCUACUUGCACUCAAGGUCCGCUACCCUGACCGUAUCACACUAAUUCGUGGAAACCACGAGUCGCGGCAGAUCACGCAGGUGUACGGCUUCUAUGACGAGUGUCUGAGAAAGUACGGCUCGGUCACUGUGUGGCGGUACUGCACUGAGAUCUUCGACUACCUCUCCCUCUCUGCUAUAAUCGACGGCAAGAUAUUCUGUGUGCAUGGUGGCCUCUCGCCCUCCAUCCAAACACUGGACCAGAUCCGAACCAUUGACCGGAAGCAGGAGGUGCCCCACGACGGGCCCAUGUGUGACUUGCUGUGGUCAGACCCCGAAGACACCACAGGUUGGGGUGUGAGCCCAAGGGGGGCGGGAUACCUCUUUGGCAGCGACGUGGUGGCCCAGUUCAAUGCAGCUAAUGACAUCGACAUGAUCUGCAGGGCCCACCAGCUUGUCAUGGAGGGAUACAAGUGGCACUUCAAUGAGACCGUGCUCACUGUGUGGUCAGCGCCUAAUUACUGCUACAGGUGUGGUAAUGUGGCAGCCAUUUUGGAGUUGGACGAGCACCUCCAGAAGGACUACAUCAUAUUUGAAGCAGCCCCACAGGAAACCAGAGGCAUCCCCUCCAAGAAGCCUGUGGCUGACUACUUCCUGUGACCUCACUACUUCCUGUGACUUCCACUUUUGGAAGAAAAGCAAAAGUGUACUAUAGGUGAUGGCAACCUGUAGUUGCUUAUUUCUAGUUGUCGUCUUCCCUUCCUUCCCACGUCUUAACACUCUUUGUUUAUCUCCUCUGUGUUUCAACUCCUUAUCAGCAUCCUUUUUUGGGGGCCGUUCAUCUUCUGUUUCUUAAAUCCGUUUCCAUUGCAUUUGUUUUCUGUGCCCCUUCUCUUUGAUACAGACCUCACCUUUGUCUCUGACUUUCAUUCCUUCUCGCGGCAACACACUUUUUCUGCUGAGGUAGCUGCCGCAAUUAGUAUUGUCUCACUUCACAAAUCCAUUUGUAUGCUAUAGCCUUUUCUAUGUAAUGUGAAUACUCCUGCUACUGAGGUGAUUUUGAAAGAAGACCAGCAUAUGGGUGUAGUAUUUCAAAUCCUCUACCAGGUUGUUGUCAGACUAAAAUACUGGUGGAUGUAGGGCUUUAUACAAUUGCAAAUUUUGCUUUUAAUUUGGAUGGUUAUUUGUUUUGUUUUUUUUACAACUUUUUUUCUUCCUAAAGGUUGACCUGACCCUUAAUGGUUUGGAAUAGUUUUACUCUGGUUGAACUGGUAUAUGCAUACGUGUGUAUGUUUCAGGUAACAAAUUGGACUCACAGUGAAGGAACAGGAUGCCAAUAGCUUAAUUGUAUGGAUGAUUUUAAAGGAUGAAUUGCAAAGGAAUGUAAACUUCAUACCAAACUAUUUUUGGAAACAUGUUCUCUUUCUGACCAGUCCUUCUCUAGGAGUUAUUUUUGAUUUUUAUUCUUAAUUAUUUGUGGAAAUAAAACUUUUUGUAUGA
This is a messenger RNA of Esox lucius (northern pike), 2084 nucleotides long. It is a transcript of the gene ppp4cb, whose product is annotated as protein phosphatase 4, catalytic subunit b. Gene Ontology annotation, molecular function: protein serine/threonine phosphatase activity. Gene Ontology annotation, cellular component: cytoplasm; nucleus. The transcript is spliced from 9 exons. Gene Ontology annotation, biological process: double-strand break repair via homologous recombination; peptidyl-serine dephosphorylation. Lineage: Eukaryota; Metazoa; Chordata; Actinopteri; Esociformes; Esocidae. The record is from RefSeq and is a predicted model, not a curated record. The coding region runs from base 321 to 1244 and encodes 307 amino acids.